Gryllus bimaculatus (two-spotted cricket) is the source of this 1387-nucleotide messenger RNA. Lineage: Eukaryota; Metazoa; Arthropoda; Insecta; Orthoptera; Gryllidae. The record is from the annotation of a GenBank genome assembly.
GGUUGGAUUUUGUGGUAGCAGCAAAGACAGUCGACUACUACUGUAGUUAUAACAUCUUUGAGUGGUGGUCAGUGCCAAAACUCUUUGCAUCCACCCAUAGAGUACAAAUAUACUUUCUUCUAUGCUUCCACUGGAAAUGCUUCCCGCCCGUUCCCGCCUUUCUUUGAGUGUGAUCACUGGACGUCACUGCAAAUCAAUUACUGGUCCUGAAAGUGAGAACCAGUUGAUAACCUCUUGUGUAACUGUUCAGAAGCUGUUGCUUCCUUCCAUAGUGUAUAAAAUUAUCUUGCUCCGUGCUUCUUGUGAUCUGCUUCUUCACAGUUUAAGUUCAAGCAGUGAAUCGUGUGUUUUAGUGAAAAGUAUUUUGUAUGAACAUGGAAUCUGAAAAUACACCUGAUGAUCUUAUACAAAAGCGUAAUAGAUUAAUGAACGAAGUUGUUUCAUUGCGAAGAAAAGUCCCCAAAACACUUGUAGCACUGGAAGAGAAAAUACAAAAGAAGAAACUGAAGGAGCUUGUGAGAUUUUAUGAGUUAAUAAUUUUUAUGUUUGGUGUAACAAGAGAAUAUCGCCCUGAUGCGAUUCAAGAUCAACUUAACUGUUACCUUGCGGAAAAGUCUGCUUGUGAGGGAAGAAGGGUACCCAAUUGGAUAAAUGAUUUGAAGAGUGUGAAAGCUACUAUUGCAAAAGUUGAGGAAGCCAAUACCUUAUUACAAGAAAGAGAAGAAAAUGGUAUUGAUUUUAAUAUUCUUAUGAAAAAGUCUUUGGAAGCUCAGGAGAGACUUCAUCAUUUUGAAGUGGCUCAAAAGCAAUUAGCCAAUGAGAAUCCUUUGAUCACAAGAGCUCGUCUUGAGGGAUACAACCACAUGAUACAUCUCAAAGCAAAUCAAGAAGAAAAAGAUCAUGUAGAUAUGGAAGUUGAACAGUCUUAGAUGUAGUUCUCCAUGACUAAGAGACAUUUGUGAAUUGUGAUUGGAACUGUUGCGGCAAGACUUGUGGGCAUUGGUUGCUGCUGUUUGUGUGGUUUUUACCUUGGUAGAUAAACAUUUCAAGGUUCUUAAAUAGUAUUCAGGUGACCAGAAUGCUAGUAACACUGAAAACAUGAAGAAUACGGACUUAAGAUUGAAUCAUAUCUUGUGGUACGGCCAUUUGUGUGCUGAUACUAAUUAACCAAGAAUGCUUACUUGACAGGUUUGCAAUGAUGGUGUUUCUUAAACUAUUAAUUUAUUUAUUUUGUUAGAUAAUACAUAUGUGCAUGUAUGUUAUUACUGUUAUAUAUUGUUAAUAACAUUUUUAUAGAAGUGUUUAAUUGGUAUCGUCGUAAUACUUACUUUAGUUUUAAAACAAAAUGUAAGGAGUGUUAUAAAUAAAAAGAGAAUAUAAUAGUAUA